GUAACGACACCAUAAACCAGGGCCACACAUCGCUAUGUAACCAGUUUAAGAUGGAGGAGACAAACUGGUUUACCUGCACUGUACUGAACUGGAGGAGGGGCCUGUUCACACAGGAAGAAUAACACAGGUGGAGAAGUCGUCCUGAAGCUGAUUGUGUGAUAAGAAGCUUCUCUGGAGGUGAAGUGAAGUGUUGUCAGAGCUGCUGAUGUCCUGAAGGACUUAAAGUCUCUCUUAGUCUGACAGGAAGAUGAAGAUGUUGCUGGUGAUGGUCCUCCUCCUGCAUGUUUCCCAGCAUGCCCUGCCUGGCGUGGUGGAGGUGAAUGAGGGGGCGGAGUCGGUCCUUCUUCCCUGUGAGUUGCAUGGUAUUCCAACUAAAGAAAACUUAAGAGUCGUGUGGACUUGCAGCGAUCUCAGUCCCAGAUUUGUCCACCAGAGAGGAGAAGAAGGUGAUCUGGAAGAACAGAACCAGCGUUACAGAGGACGGACAUCAAUGAAACCUGAUGCUUUAGACUCUUUAGACUUCAGUCUCACUCUGAGAAAACCACAUCUGUCUGACAGCAGCAACUACACCUGCUCCAUCACUGACGGAGUAAAUGUACGGAGAGUAACGGAUGUUGAGCUGAAGGUGAAAGACCUUCAGGAGGAGGUGAAGGUGACUGAGGGGGCGGAGUCUGUCAUCCUGCCCUGCAGAACAACACCUGACCUGCCCAAAGACGUCACUGUGGAGUGGACUCGCUCUGAUCCAGAUUUAAUGAUGGUUCAUGUCUAUCCAAGCACAAGUAAGGAGUUUAUGAAGCAGAGCAAGUUUUACAGAGACCGUACAGAGAUGUACGAAGACCUGCUGAGAUCUGGAGACGUCAGUCUGACCCUGAAACACCCCACAGACAGAGACACGGGAAGCUACAUCUGCACGGUCUACAGAGACAAAGACAUCCUGAGACAGAAAGUAGUUCUGAUACACGUCAAAGAACCAUUUCCAUCCUGGGCCACAGCUGUUCUGGUUCUCCUGGUUCUGGUUCUUAUUGUCUCUGCUGGUGUUUUAUAUCAUUUUAGGUUCUGUUUCAUGUCAGUCUACCAGGUGAAGGUGGAGUCAGGGGCGGAGUCUGUCCUGCUGCCCUGCAGAACCACAGUUCACCUGCCUGGAGACGCCAAAGUGGAGUGGAAGGAUAAUAAAUACAGGAGGGUCCAUGUGUAUGAGAACAGUUCUGACCAGCCUGAAAAACAGAACCAGUUCUACAGAACCAGAACAGUGAUGGAGAGAAACCCUCUACAAUCUAGAAACCUCAGUCUGACUCUGAAACACCCUACAGAUGUAGAGAGUACAACCUUCACCUGCAGAGUCUACAGCAAGGAGGGAAACAUCCUGAUGGAGAAACAAGUUCGUCUCACAGUCAGAGUCUACCAGGUGGAGGUGGAGUCAGAAGCGGAGUCUGUCCUGCUGCCCUGCAGAACCACAGUUCACCUGCCUGGAGACGCUAAAGUGGAGUGGAGGGAUAAUACCUACAGGAAGGUCCAUGUGUAUGAGAACAGUUCUGACCAGCCUGAAGAACAGCACCUGUUGUACAGAACAAGAACAGUGAUGGAGAGAAACCCUCUACAAUCUAGAAACCUCAGUCUGACUCUGAAACACCCCACAGAUUAUGACAGUAGGACCUUCACCUGCAGCGUCUACAGCAGGGAGGGAAACAUCCUGAUGGAGAAAGAAGUUCGUCUCACAGUCAGAGACUGUCAGGUGGAGGUGGAGGAGGGGGCGGAGUCUGUCCUGCUGCCCUUCAGAACUACACCUGACCUGCCUGGAGACGCUGAAGUGGAGUGGAGGCGCUUGGAAACUAAACCAGAAAUGAAGGUCCACGUGUACCAGAACGGUUCUGAUCAACCUGAAGACCAGGACCAGGUCUACAGAAGCAGAACUAAGAUGAAUCAAGAUCCUCUGAAAACUGGAGACUUCAGUCUGACUCUGGAACAUCCCAAACAUGGAGACAGUGGACGGUACAUAUGUAGACUCUGGAGGGGAGGAGAUCUCAUGAGACGUAAAACAGUUCAACUCAAAGUCAAAGGGAGAGUUCAGGUCCAGGAUCAGAGGACAUCAGGAACAGAAGCAGAUCCGACUCCUCUGAUGGCUGAUCAAUCAGUCUGAUCUUUGAUUAUUGAUCCAAUCUGACUUUGGAUCAGAGAGAAAAUAUCAGUGAAGGAUCUGAUGGACGAUGGAUGAAGAGAGGACUUGUUCCAGCCUGCAGACGUAGUAUUGAUCAGUAGUGAUCAGUGAUGUCAGAGUGGAGUCAGUGUGAUG
Melanotaenia boesemani (Boeseman's rainbowfish) is the source of this 2290-nucleotide messenger RNA. Its product is annotated as butyrophilin-like protein 2. The transcript has 9 exons. The coding region runs from base 248 to 2137 and encodes 629 amino acids. The record is from RefSeq and is a predicted model, not a curated record. Gene Ontology annotation, cellular component: external side of plasma membrane. Gene Ontology annotation, biological process: positive regulation of T cell proliferation; cellular response to lipopolysaccharide; cell surface receptor signaling pathway. NCBI's taxonomy places the organism in Eukaryota, Metazoa, Chordata, Actinopteri, Atheriniformes, Melanotaeniidae.